GCUCCGCUCCUUGGACGAUGGGAAGCGGCCAAUGAGCCAGGCACUCCCACUCUACACGGAGGAAAAGUGAAGUCUCCUAGAAACGUUACCCAAUCUGUGUCCGUAUUUUCUUCACUCUCCUCUGCUCCAACUCCACUCGUUCUCAUCCCCCUCCAAAGUCGUCUCCUUCCUCCCUUUGCCAUUGUUUUGGUGAACCACCUUCUCAACAAAUCCAAGCGAGCCAAAGCAAUACCGGCACCACCAUUGCCAUUGCUGACCACUCCUCUUCUUAACCUCCCUCCAUGCAUGCUGCAUGCCACGGCAUCACCACUUCACCUCACCUCCACUGCCAUGGCCGGCACCAAUGGCGCCCCUCGCCUUCUCCGGCUCCCUACCACUGCUACCACCUCGUCGUUGCCACUGCUGCAACUACUAGUGCUACUACAGCUACUAUGCCUCGCCUCGGCGCUUAACCAAGACGGCAUACAGCUGCUGUCCUUCAAGCAAUCGCUCGCCUCAGACCCUCUCGGCUCCCUCUCCGGCUGGGGUUACGCCGACGCCACGCCCUGCGCAUGGAACGGCGUCGUCUGCUCGCCGGACUCGCGAGUCGUCAGCGUCGUCCUGCCCAACGCGCAGCUCGUCGGCCCCGUCGCCCGGGAGCUCGGCCUCAUCGAGCACCUGCGCCACCUUGACCUCUCCGGCAACGCGCUCAACGGAACCAUCCCGCCCGACCUGCUCCGCGCGCCGGAGCUACGCGUGCUCUCGCUCGCUGGCAAUGGCAUUACCGGCGACCUGCCGGAGCAAGUCGGCCAGCUGCGCAGCCUCCGCGCGCUCAACCUAGCUGGCAACGCGCUCUCCGGCACCGUUCCGCAGAACCUUACCCUGCUCCCCAACCUUACCGCCGUCUCGCUCGCCAACAACUUCUUCUCCGGCGCGCUCCCCGGUGGGGGUUUCCCGGCGCUGCAGGUGCUCGACGUCAGCGCCAACCUGCUGAACGGCACUCUGCCGUCGGACUUUGGCGGGGCCGCGCUCCGGUACGUCAACCUCUCGUCCAACCGCAUCGCCGGCGCCAUACCGCCGGAGAUGGCGUCGCAUCUGCCGGCCAAUGUCACCAUCGACCUGUCCUACAACAAUCUCACCGGCGCCAUCCCGGCGGUGCCGCCGUUCUCGGCGCAGAGGCCCACAGCGUUCGAGGGCAACGCCGAGCUCUGCGGAAGGCCGCUGGACGGCCUCUGCGGCUUCACGUCCUCCUCUGCCGUGGAACCCCCGAACGCUACCGCAAAGUCGCCACCGGCCAUCGCAGCGAUCCCCAGGGACCAGACCGAGGCGCUUCCUGGCGAUGCUACCAGCAAUGCCGCCGGAGCGUCGGCGUCCGGGGAGCAGCGCGGCAGGAUGCGGCUUGCCACCAUCGUCGCCAUCGCCGCCGGCGACGUGGCUGGCAUCGCCGUCCUAUUCGUGGUGGUCCUGUACGUGUACCAGGUGAGGAAGAGGAGGCAGCGUCAGGAGGUGGCGAAGCAGAGGAUGGGUGGCGUCGUGUUCAAGAAGACGGAGGCGGACGAGUCUCCGGACGCCGUCGGCCGGAGCCUUUCCUGCUGCCUGCGCAAGAAGGGCGGUGACGACAGCGACGAAUCGGAGGAAGUCACGGACACGUCGGCCACCUUCGCCGCCAAGGAGGGCAUCACAAACACGAACAGCAAGGCUGGAGUUGAAGCGGCGGCGGGCAAUAAGAAGAAGGGCGGCGACGGCGCGGUGCUGGUGACAGUGGACGGCGGCGUGGAGCUGGAGCUGGAGACGCUGCUGAAGGCUUCCGCGUACAUCCUUGGCGCAGCCGGCAGCAGCAUCGUGUACAAGGCCGUUCUGGCCGACGGCGCGGCGCUGGCGGUGCGCCGGAUCGGAAGCGACUGCGCGGGCGUUCGGCGGUUCAGCGAGCUGGACGCGCAGAUGCGCGCCGUGGCGAAGCUGCGGCACGACAACAUCCUCCGGCUGCGCGGCUUCUACUGGGGCCCUGACGAGAUGCUCAUCAUCCACGACUUCGCCGUCAAUGGCAAUCUUGCCAACCUCUCCGUCAAAAGGAAGCCGGGGUCAUCGCCGAUCAACCUCGGGUGGAGCGCUCGUCUCCGCAUCGCGCGCGGCGUGGCGAGAGGCCUCGCGUACCUCCACGACAAGAAGUGGGUGCACGGCAACGUGAAGCCGAGCAACAUCCUGCUGGACGCGGACAUGGAGCCGCUGCUGGCCGACCUCGGCGUGGACCGGCUGGUCCGUGGCGCGGACGGCGGCGGGCUCAUGAAGCCGUCGUCGUCGGCGAUGUUGGCGGGGCGGAUCGGGAGCAAGCGUUCGGCCAAGAGCCUCCCGGACCUGUCGCCGCCGCUGAGCCACGUAGGCACGACGACCGGCGCGUCAGCGAGCCCUGUCGCGGGCGGCGCUCCCGCCGACACGACGGCGGCGCACUACCGGGCGCCGGAGGCCGUGAGAAGCCCCAACAAGGCGAGCGGCAAGUGGGACGUGUACUCGUUCGGCGUGCUGCUGCUGGAGCUGGUGGCCGGGCGCGCGCUGACGAGCCUGGAGCUGUGCCAGUGCGCGGCGGAGGAGAAGGCCCAGGCGCAGGCGCUCCGGGUGGUGGAUCCCGCGCUGCGCGGCGAGAUGGAAGGGCGGGAGGAGGCCGUGGCGAGCUGCCUCCGGCUGGGCGCCGCGUGCUGCGCCAUGGCCCCGAGCAAGAGGCCGUCCAUCAGGGACGCGCUGCAGGCCAUGGAGAGGAUACCUGCUCUAGCUGCUGCGGCGGUGGGGAUGGCUGCUUCGUCCUCGUCGUCAGCGUCCACGGCAGCGCACCAUCAUCAUCAGUGAAAAAGAACACACAUUUUGCGUUGGUGGCGAUUGUUGAUUUGCAGUCAAAAUUUUAUUUGUCAUGGAUGCGUGCUUGUAGUUGUAGCUUCUCGUCUCUGUACCAUACCAUCAUUCACGUACGGUUUUGUAAGUUGAGUCCCAGCUCCUGAAAGGAAUUGGUUUGCAUGGUUGCAUUGCAUUGCAUCUCACUCGGAUUUUGACGGCAAUUCCAAUUCUCAUACUGCAAAUAAA
Messenger RNA from Sorghum bicolor (sorghum), 3051 nucleotides. RefSeq names its product probable LRR receptor-like serine/threonine-protein kinase At4g37250. Gene Ontology annotation, molecular function: ATP binding; protein kinase activity; protein binding. The transcript has 2 exons. Bases 286 to 2820 code for a protein of 844 amino acids. Gene Ontology annotation, biological process: protein phosphorylation. The record is from RefSeq and is a predicted model, not a curated record. Lineage: Eukaryota; Viridiplantae; Streptophyta; Magnoliopsida; Poales; Poaceae.